Molecule: messenger RNA, 1218 nt
Organism: Dictyostelium discoideum AX4
Lineage: Eukaryota; Evosea; Eumycetozoa; Dictyosteliales; Dictyosteliaceae
Exons: 4
Coding region: 1-1218 (405 amino acids)
Source: RefSeq, a predicted model, not a curated record
AUGACACCUAAUAGAUCACCAUCAAUAACAACAACAAUACAACAACCACCAAAUUCAAAUACAAUAGACCCAAAUGUAAUACCAUCAUCACAAAAUAAAUUAAAAAUAGAUUUUAGGGCGAUAUCAAUCUUUUCAUUGUUUUUAUUUUCAGGUGUAGCAAAUACACUAUUAGUUCAAUUAAUUUAUAAUAAUAUUUCAUUUAAUCCUAAAUCAAUGUUAACAAACAUUUGUAUUUUUUUAGGAUAUGCACUUUUGAGUCUCUUUAAGGAUCCAACAAAAAAUAUCAAUAAUAAUAAUAAUAAUACAAAUAUCAAUAUCAAUAAUAAUAAUAUUAAUAACACAUUAAACGCAACAACAUCACCAAUCAAUUCAACUACAAUACAAUUGGGUACCUCAACAAUAAACACUAAAAAACAAAAUUUCAAUCAUAUUAAAUAUAUACUAUUAGCGUUAUUUGAUUGUUUAGCCAGUUUAUUAACCACAAUUGGUCAAAUUGCUGUUGGAAGUGGUUUAUUUCAAGUUUUAUUUUCAUCAAAGAUUAUUUUUGCGGCAAUUUUAACAAGAUUUUAUUUAAAAUCAUAUGUAUCACCAAAGAAAUGGAUAUCGAUUCUAACCAUUUUCUCUGGUUUAUGUAUUGCAGUUUUUAAAAUUUCAUCACAUUCAGUUCAAAAUAAUGAUGAUACAAAUAAUUCAUAUUUAUAUUUUGGAACAUUUUGCGUUUUAUUUGCAGCAUUUGUAUUUUCAGCAAGUCAUAUUUUUGCAGAAUCAGCUAUAAAGGCAUAUGAUUUAAGACCUUAUGCAUUUGCAGCAAAAUAUGGUACUUAUAGUGUAAUAGUUUGCGUUUUUUAUAUUUUAACAGUAACAUUUUAUAAUAGAAAAGAAUGGAUUGAAAUCCCAAUUGAACAAACAUCAUCAAGUGAUAUCAAAUUGGUAUUGUUUUUAUUUAUGAUUUUAAUGAUCACAAGUGUUGUUAGAUCAAGUAGUAUGUACACAGUUUUAGCUGAACAUGGUACAGUUUCAAUGGGUGUUUUAUAUGCAUUACAAUCAAUCAUUGUUUUCUUUUCAAGUGCUUUCUUUUUAUGUGAUCCAAAUCAUCCAACAAAACAAAAUCAAUGUUUAUCACCUCCAAAAUUACUUGGUUCAAUCAUUGUAAUUUUUGGUGUUUUCAUGUAUAAUAAAGCAAAUAAUUUAAAGCAAACUCAACAUAUAAAAAUUUAA